CUCGUACAUCUGAGCAUGCGCAGUGGCCGUGUGCUGUUCACAUGGAGCCAAGAUGGCGGCUUUGUCGUGUUGUUGUUGAGAUGAAUUUAAACAGCAGAUUGAUUAAAUCAACUCUAACUGGUUUCCAGGCAAUAUGGAAGCAUCUGUGAUUUGGAGACUUCCUGACUAAAGAAAAUGUGUGUCUUCUGACGCCUUGCGGGUCUUUGCAUUGGCGCUACCGGCGCUGUGAGAGCCGAAGAUACAAGGAAGCCCCCCACCCCCUCAAAUCUCUGAACGAUAUUUUCAUACAACCUCCCGUCCUGUUUCAUAGCUAGGAAACGAAUUCCAGCUGCAGGACUGGUGCUGUCUGCCGCUGGUAUCCUGUCAUCAUGGGGGACAGACCCAGGAGAAACGUGGUGCAGAAAAGUUUGGAUUAUAAUGGAGGAAUACUGUGGCGUGAAGAGAGGGACUUAAAAAGGGCCUUGUAUGCUUCCCUGCGGGAGACAAAAGUGGACCUGGCAGGCACUAGUGAUGAGAGGGAGGAAGACUUGGGGUACCAGACCAGCUGUUUUGGACAGAACAACAAAAGCCUGUCCAGCAUGACCAGGACGUCAUGUGCUGGUAGUCCAGAUGAGAACUCAGUGGGGUCAGCAUCUGAUAGAGAGGAGGAUGAAUCUUCUCCAAGAAAAAAAAUGAAAGUGUCAGCCCAGCGCAAGUUUGCCCAGUCCUGUCCCAGCAGUCCUGACACCACUCCUGUCAAGAAAGCCAAGACAACAUCUUUACUGUCCAACGUCAAGGUCAAGACUGAAGACUUUAUCACCUUCCUUUGUUUGAGAGCCACCCCAGCACUGCCCCAGGAGCUGGAUGUGGUGAGGCAGGGCUGUCUCAGCUCCCUGCCGGCCCUGGAGAAGGUGACAGCUGACACACUGUGUGUAGAACCAGAGAGCCCCAGUACAUCCAGCAGUGUAACAACACAGAGUCUCAGUGGUGGCACAUCGUUGGCAGACGGGAUCUGGCCAUCUGGCCCACACAGUGAUACUUCUGAAGCCAGUGAGGGAUCGACAGACAGUCUGUCUACUGAUGGGGGGCUGCAGGCUUCUACCCCUCCUGCCAGAGGGAGACAGACCAACAGCAGCAAGUCCAUAUCAGCGUCAUGUGUGAGGAUGUCAGCUCACUCUCUACCCCCAGGCCGGGUUUGCCAGGCACAGUCCACACAAACAAGUUCACUUCCCCUCGAUCUUAUCAAGUCUUCCACAGCUCCAACUCUCCUCAAUUCAACAAUAUCCACCAAAAAAACUCCGUCCCCGGGGAAAAAAAGAGGUCCAGAUGGGAGGUACACGUCACAGCUCAAGGUCACGUGUUCCAAGGACAAAGUCAACAACACCGCAAAAGUUCUCAAGAACAGUGACAGUGUGUCGAAUGACAAGACAUCAGAUGAUGCAAAAGGUAAAAGAAAUCCAAAGAAGGUGUCGGCAUCACUUCAGCAUGAAAAUGAAUUAGUGUCUGUAGUCAAGAGAGUAACUAGGCAACAAAGGGACACUCGCGUCCACAACAGUCAGGUGGUUGAGAAAGCUGUUCGACCUUCCAGACUCCAAAAGGAAAUUCACGAAGUCCCAGUUGUCAGGAACAGUACCUUAAGGAAUAGUGUGCAGGCAAGAAAAUGUGUCAACCAAGUGUACAAUGCUGGUGCCAAACCGAAUGCAAAAAAUGGAGAGGCCACAAAAAUGAGUGACUCAAAAGCUUGUAAAUUAAAGACUGCUUCAACAUCGCAGUGGCACUGUAAAGCAAAACAUUCUAGUCAUGAUGACUCUGGUAGCAGUCCAGUCUGUGAAACAGUUACACCUCCAUCUCAUGCUUCUAGCUGGGACAAGAAUGCCAGUUGCCCAGAAGGAAGGCAAUCUGAGGAGCAAGAACACAGUAGUGCUUCCUCAGGUUUGAACACAUCCAAUGACAGAAGGGCAAGAAAACUGAGAAGAUGUUCUAUCUCUGAUACUUCCAGAAGUUCUGCCACACAAGGGGCAGCAAAGAGAGAGGAUGUCGUCAGCUCCACCUCUACCAUGGCUCCAAAGAUUAUUGAUGCCCCAGUUUUUUACCCUACAACUCAGGAAUUCCAAGAUCCCAUAUCAUACAUUGAAUCCAUUAGAGAACAAGCCCAGCCUUACGGAAUCUGCAAAGUGGUACCUCCAAAGACAUGGCGGCCUGAAUGCAAGUUGAAUGAUGACAUGAGGUUCACUACUGAUAUCCAGUAUGUACACAGAUUUUUCAACAGAUGGGGACCUAAUGUGGCGAAGCUGGCGUGCAUCAGGAAACACCUACAGACCCAAGACAUUUUCCUGGAGUCAGCACCACUGGUGGGAGGGUGUGAGCUGGACCUGGCCCAGUUUUCUACAGUCAUGGCUCAGUUUGGUGGACUACAACAGGUCAUUGACAAGAACAAGUGGAACAAAGUUGCUGACACUCUCAGGAUCCCAAAAGCUGCUCAGGACCGGAUGGCCAAACUACAGGAUGCCUACUGCAAGUACCUACUAUCCUACGACAUGCUGCCAAACGAGGAGAAGGAGAGGUUACACCAGGAGGUGACAGAUGAAGCUAAAGAGAUGCACCAGCGAUGGGUCAAGCUGCAUACUGACAACACUGACAGUGCCUUGGAAGAUAGUAGUGUGGAUGAGGAGGAGGAAGAUGACAUGGAUUUCUACAAUGAGUGCAUGCUGCGGGGAAAGUCCAUGUCAUUGUCCGCUUUCUACCGUAUUGCAAGAAACGUGGUGAACACAUGUUUCCGGAAAGAGCCAAGCACACAGGAGGUUGAGCAUGAGUACUGGAAACUUGUGGAUGAGAGACUGAUCCACACUGCAGUUCACACAGCAAUAGUGGAUACAAAAACACUUGGAAGUGGCUUCCCCAUUCACAGGCAAGAUAGUUUUGCCAAGCAUGGCUGGAAUCUCACCACAGUGCCCAGCAACCAUCACAACAUCCUCAGACACCUGGGAAGUAUGUCAGGUGUGACAGCACCCUGGCUGUUGGUAGGCAUGCUCUUCACUACCUCAUGCUGGUCAUGUGACUCCCACAAGCUGCCAUCUAUCGAGUACCUUCACACUGGUGCUGACAAGAUAUGGUACUCCAUUCCCCAAAGUGAACAUGUGAAGUUCAGGAAAGCCAUGCAUUCUCUGGUGCCAGAUUUAUGCAGUGAAGGGCUGUGCUGGCUUGAAAAAGAUGCAGCUAUGGUGCCUCCAAGUGCCCUACUAGCAGAGGGUGUGUCCCUUUGUCGAGUGGAACAGAAGAGUGGCCAGUUCCUGGUCACUUUCUCAGGUUCUUAUGUUGCAAAUAUCUGCUGUGGAUACAGUGUGGCUGAGGCUGUGUACUUUGCCACUCUGCAGUGGCUUCCAGUGGGACAAGUUGCAAUCCAGACAUUACGGCAGCAGUGUAAGGAGACUCUGUUCUCCAUAGAGAAGCUACUGGUGCUACUGGGCAUGUCAGAGGUGGAGCGAGGCAACGCCAAGAUUCUGUCAUGGAUGCUACCAGAGAUCACACAAGUCAGGGAUACAGAGCUGGAGCUGCGGACCAGGCUGCGUGAGGAGGGUCUGACUGCUGCAGGACGGUACGGCUGGCUGGAGGACGGACACGGCCGCAGACAGGGGAAGAAAGUGCCAACAGACACACAGGAGAGGCAGUGUGAGAAAUGUGACUACCCUUGCUAUCUCUCCAUGGUUGUGGAGGAACAGGAGAAUGAAGUGUACUGUCUACAACAUGCACUGGAUUACAUUAAAGACAAGAAGUCCUGUCGGGGCCUGAAGUUUAUGUACAGAUAUGAUGAGGAACAAAUUCAGGACCUGGUGAAUAGAAUAGAGCUGGUUGUGACCUGCCCUCCAGAUGGCCAACGUGUGAAGACUAAAGCAGCCUCCAAGACUCCUGCUGCCACUGCUGCUCAUUCUCAACAUUGAUGUAAAACCCUCCUGGGAGAACCUUACUUGUACCACAAGUCUCUCUGGCUUUAGUCUGUUCCAGCACAUUUAAUUUGUUGGUUCUUGGAUUCGCCUCUUUGUUUUUUCUGAUUUG
Branchiostoma belcheri (Belcher's lancelet) is the source of this 4032-nucleotide messenger RNA. Its product is annotated as protein Jumonji-like. Gene Ontology annotation, cellular component: nucleus. The coding region runs from base 369 to 3917 and encodes 1182 amino acids. Lineage: Eukaryota; Metazoa; Chordata; Leptocardii; Amphioxiformes; Branchiostomatidae. The transcript is spliced from 25 exons. Gene Ontology annotation, molecular function: DNA binding; histone demethylase activity. The record is from RefSeq and is a predicted model, not a curated record. Gene Ontology annotation, biological process: chromatin remodeling.